AUGAUUCUUUUUCCAUGUAUAUUAAAAGUUUCUCAUGCUAAAAACGAUGAUGGUGGUUCAAUUGAGUCAAUACAAUCAUUUGCCUGUGAUGUUUGCACUUAUUCUGUUAUGUUGUGUGAGAAAAAUUACAAUGAAUCUUACACAUCAAUAAAUUAUCAAAUGUUACAAUAUUGUCAAAAUCUUGGAAGAUAUGCAUCUAAUUGUAAAGAAAUAUCUCGAAAAUAUUUACUUAAAAUUUAUUCUGCUGUACAUAAUCCAAGUAUAAAUAAUGGACAAAUUUGUCUUUUAGACGAUCUUUGUUCGGACGAUUAUGAAUUCAACUGA
Strongyloides ratti is the source of this 324-nucleotide messenger RNA. RefSeq names its product Saposin B domain and Saposin-like domain-containing protein. The record is from RefSeq and is a predicted model, not a curated record. The transcript is spliced from 2 exons. Lineage: Eukaryota; Metazoa; Nematoda; Chromadorea; Rhabditida; Strongyloididae. The coding region runs from base 1 to 324 and encodes 107 amino acids.